This is a messenger RNA of Ipomoea triloba (trilobed morning glory), 558 nucleotides long. RefSeq lists its product as uncharacterized. NCBI's taxonomy places the organism in Eukaryota, Viridiplantae, Streptophyta, Magnoliopsida, Solanales, Convolvulaceae. The record is from RefSeq and is a predicted model, not a curated record. Bases 28 to 531 code for a protein of 167 amino acids. The transcript has a single exon.
CUUUUUAAACGACAACGUAAGACCGACAUGAUAGCACUGCACUUCCCGGAGACUUUUCUGGCAGUGGUGGAGAGAAUGUACACCGAUCAUUACAAGCAACAGAAAGAUCGCCGCAGUGGUCGUUGCCGCGGCGACCAGACAGCGUUCGUUAGCAUUGAAAUAGGAACAACAACCAAUACAGCUAAACCUAGUACUAGUAGUUCCCGGCAAGUGCAGCAGGUUAAUAACAAUAACAGGCUGAAUUUUUCGAGCAUGAAGUUUUUUGAUCGAUUUCGGAAGAUUGUUAUGCGGCUUUUGUUUUCUGUCCCUUCUUCUGAUAGGCGGGGUGGUAAUCGGGCGGCGGCGGCGCAGCGGCGGAGGUCGUGUGAUCGGCCGGAGACGCCCAAAUCGUCGUGCAGCUCCUCCUAUUAUUACUCUUCCAAUUCGCACUACCACGAGGCCAUCGCUGAUUGCAUCGAGUUCUUUAACAAGUCGUCGUCGUCGCAAGAGGGGGCGGCGUUUGCCGGCCGGCGAUCUGAUGCUGUGGUGUGAUUUCGAGGUUAAUUGAUUUUGUUUUCA